CAAAACAUAAGUUAUUUAAGUCUAAUUUAUAAUGAUUUUAAGAAAAAUUUAGGACUUAACACAUUAGUAUUCAAAAAUUCAGUUAUUUAGCAUUGAUCCAUAAUGAUUUUAAAAAUAUUUAGCAUUUGUCAAUGCAUUCUAGUCACAACAGCAAUGUCUCAUACACCUGAAAUUAAUUUCUCGCAAAGUAUUAUAGAUAAUGGACAUCAUAGUAACGUUCUGUAUUCAUUACAAUUUGAUUCAAACUCAAACAGCCUCAAAGACCAUUGUACGCUCUGCUUACAUCAAGUCUUACCGUCCAGUGUUUAUGUUAACAGUGAUCAACUAAAUGAGUUACGAAGACUAAAUCAGUUAUCAGCAUGUGCUUUGGAACAAGUGGAUAUUGAAAAACCUGAGCAUUUAUCAAAAGAAUUAAAUGUCUAUGUUUAUUCAUCAAUAAAUGAUGCAAUAAGUUUGAAUUUGCCAAUACAUUUGAGAUAUCAUUCUGCAAAAGUCGAUGGAGGGUAUGAAAAAAUUAAUAUUCCAAAACCUAGUCUAUUUAUAUACUGUAAUAUUACUACUAAAGAAGAUACUAAAAACUAUUUACUCCCAUGUUCUGCUUGUGAUAUCAAGCAAUGUAAUUGGUCUAAGUAUUCUUAUAAUGAGAUAACACAUUCUCCAAAUGUAUUGAAAAUGCCAGUUGGAAAUCUGCAGCACUAUUAUAUUGUUCUCAUAAUUACUUUAUUGACGACCUGUUUAGGCUGCGUCUAUAUAUCUACAUUAGUUUUAAGAACAUGUAAGAUAUAG
This is a messenger RNA of Ctenocephalides felis (cat flea), 786 nucleotides long. RefSeq names its product phosphatidylinositol-glycan biosynthesis class X protein (gene PIG-X). NCBI's taxonomy places the organism in Eukaryota, Metazoa, Arthropoda, Insecta, Siphonaptera, Pulicidae. Gene Ontology annotation, cellular component: endoplasmic reticulum membrane. Gene Ontology annotation, biological process: GPI anchor biosynthetic process. The transcript has 6 exons. The coding region runs from base 103 to 786 and encodes 227 amino acids. The record is from RefSeq and is a predicted model, not a curated record.